CUUCCCAAGCUCCCAGUGCAUGCUGGGAGUUGCAGUCUCGUUCCUAAAAGCUGGGGUGGCCGUGAGGUCAUCGACGGUCGCCGGGAGCCGCCAGCACGUGGCGGGAAGGGGCGGCGCGCGCUAGCUGUCUGGUCCAGGGAGCGGCAGCAGCUGCGCGCCCUCGCGCCUCCCGUCGCGGUGCCCUCCCGACAUGCCCGAGGAGGCGGGCUUCCCGCCGGCCAAGAGAUUCCGGCCGGCCUCUGGGCCUCCGAGCCGCGCCGGGCCCUGUCCUCCCGGGAGGCGAGUGGUAAUGCUGUUGACUGCGGGCGGCGGCGGCGGCGGCGGCGGAGGAGGCCGGAGGCAGCAGCCGCCCCUGGCCCAGCCCUCGGGCAGCCCCUACCCCGAGGCCGUGGAGCUGCAGCGCCGGAGUCUGCCCAUCUUCCAGGCGCGGGGGCAACUUUUGGCCCAGCUCCGGAACCUGGACAGCGCCGUCCUCAUCGGGGAAACUGGCUCUGGGAAGACGACUCAGAUCCCUCAAUACCUGUAUGAAGGGGGCAUCAGCCGCCAGGGCAUCAUUGCCGUGACCCAGCCUCGCCGAGUGGCUGCCAUCUCUCUUGCUACUCGGGUCUCAGAUGAGAAGAGAACUGAACUCGGGAAGCUGGUUGGCUAUACAGUGCGCUUCGAUGAUGUCACCUCAGAAGACACCAGGAUCAAGUUCCUGACAGAUGGCAUGCUUCUGCGUGAAGCAAUUUCAGACGCCCUGCUUCGGAAGUACAGUUGUGUCAUUUUGGAUGAAGCCCACGAACGGACUAUCCACACAGACGUGCUCUUUGGAGUGGUGAAAGCUGCACAGAGGAGGCGAAAGGAACUGGGGAAGCUACCUCUCAAGGUGAUUGUCAUGUCAGCUACGAUGGACGUGGACCUGUUCUCUCAGUAUUUCAAUGGAGCCCCCGUCCUCUACCUGGAGGGUCGGCAGCAUCCAAUCCAGAUUUUUUACACCAAACAGCCUCAGCAUGAUUACCUGCACGCCGCACUAGUCUCAGUCUUCCAGAUCCACCAGGAAGCCCCUUCUUCUCAGGACAUCCUGGUGUUCCUGACUGGUCAGGAGGAGAUCGAAGCAAUGAGCAAGACCUGCCGAGACAUCGCGAAGCACCUCCCAGACGGCUGCCCUUCCAUGCUUGUCCUUCCUCUGUACGCCUCCCUACCCUACGCCCAGCAGCUCCGCGUCUUCCAGGGGGCCCCAAAGGGCUAUCGCAAAGUGAUCAUUUCAACCAACAUCGCUGAAACCUCCAUAACCAUUACAGGAAUAAAAUAUGUAGUUGACACGGGCAUGGUUAAAGCAAAGAAGUAUAACCCUGACAGCGGCCUGGAGGUGCUAGCUGUGCAGCGGGUGUCCAAGACCCAGGCCUGGCAGCGCACAGGACGGGCUGGCAGAGAGGACAGUGGCAUCUGUUACCGGCUCUACACGGAGGAGGAGUUUGAGAAGUUUGAGAAGAUGACUGUGCCAGAGAUCCAGAGGUGUAACCUGGCGAGUGUGGUGCUGCAGCUCCUCGCCAUGAGAGUCCCCAGCGUGCUCACCUUUGACUUCAUGUCCAAACCCUCCCCGGAUCACAUUCAGGCAGCCGUGGCCCAACUGGACCUGUUAGGAGCUCUUGAACAUAAGGACAACCAGCUGAUCCUGACUCCAAUUGGAAGGAAGAUGGCAGCAUUUCCUCUAGAACCCAAAUUUGCCAAAACCAUCCUCCUGUCCCCCAAAUUCCACUGUACAGAGGAGAUACUGACCAUUGUCUCCCUGCUGUCUGUGGACAGUGUUCUCCACAACCCGCCCUCCCGGCGGGAGGAAGUGCAGGGUGUGCGGAAGAAGUUCAUCUCCAGCGAGGGCGACCACAUUACCCUGCUCAACAUCUACCGGACCUUCAAAAACAUAGGCGGAAAUAAGGAUUGGUGCAAAGAGAAUUUUGUCAACAGCAAGAAUAUGAUGCUGGUGGCUGAAGUCAGAGCACAGCUCAGGGAUAUCUGCUUAAAGAUGUCAAUGCCAAUCACAUCAUCCCGCGGAGACAUGGAGAGCGUCCGCCGCUGCCUGGCUCACAGCCUCUUCAUGAGCACCGCCGAGCUUCAGCCGGACGGGUCCUAUGCCACCACGGACACCCACCAGCCGGUGGCCAUCCACCCCUCGUCUGUCCUCUUCCACUGCAAGCCAGCCUGCGUUGUGUACACCGAGCUGCUCUACACCAACAAGUGCUACAUGCGGGACCUCUGCGUCGUGGACGCCGAGUGGCUGUAUGAGGCUGCCCCCGAGUACUUCAGGAGGAAGCUGAGAACCGCCAGAAACUGAGCCGGAUCUGCUGGUGCCUGGAGCUGGGACCAUAGCUGUCCGCAUAGCUGACUUCCAGGUUGGCGCCUAGAGAGGUGGCAUGUUUUGAUGUAGCGGAAUGUGCCUGACUUCCAGGAGCUCGAGAGCGUCUUUGUUUAAACCCUGAAGACUGAACUGUGUAAAUGUGUACAUACCAUUUUUACCUUGGAAACUUCAAAAUUAUGCUUUCGGUUAUUGCUGGGUGACUUUAGGUGACUUAGUUAACUUCUGAGCCUCGGUUUCCUCAUCUGCCAAAUGAGGGUAAUAAUAAUACUUACAGGGGUGGAGUUAUGAGGUUUACAGAAAAUGAAUGCAAAGUACCCAGAGCUGUGCCCGGCCUGCGAUGAACAUACGGUGAAUUGUGAGCCCUUAUGCCUGAUGUUAUUGCUUUCUCCAUGGUGUUAGUUGAGUACAACAAAACCGCCUGAGUUCCUGUGACUGAGAGGGAUUUUCUGGAAGGGGACCAUAGGAAAUCGCAGAGUUGGAUGUUGUCCUUGGAUCUAUUUUAACAUCUAUCUGUAUGAAGUUUUUAAACAGAAAGCAUAAGAGAUUGACUUCUGUAGAAGUUUCAGGAGGGAGAUGCUGUUGUGUCUCACCUAAUGGGCUGGCUGCCCCUGUGAACACUCCCCAGGGUGUGGCCCUCUCAGAGACCAGUAAAGGAGUGCUCACAGGACGCUGGGCUGUGUCUCUUCAUCCUCGGUGCCUCUCUGGUUCAUAUCCCCAUCUGUGCUUUCAGGAGACGUGGAAGUUUCCUGGGUGUGGGGUGAUCUGUAUCUUCUGAAUCGUGUCAAGUGUAGACAUGGGAAACUGUCCUUGUGGCGUGAUGCCUCCAGCAUACCCAGUUGCCAUUUUUCUCUCUAACUGGGCACAUAGAAACAUGUGAGCAUAGGGAAUGACGCCGUGCUACAUUUCAGCUGUCUCUCUUCUGGCAGGGCCCCUGGGCAGAGGGCCAUUGGGAGUGGGGUGGAGGACAGCGGCCAGUGGUCACUGUGAACCCAGACAGCAGUGGCUCGC
Messenger RNA from Ceratotherium simum simum (southern white rhinoceros), 3346 nucleotides. It is a transcript of the gene DHX33, whose product is annotated as DEAH-box helicase 33. Gene Ontology annotation, molecular function: ATP binding; helicase activity; double-stranded RNA binding. The record is from RefSeq and is a predicted model, not a curated record. Gene Ontology annotation, cellular component: nucleolus; intracellular anatomical structure. Lineage: Eukaryota; Metazoa; Chordata; Mammalia; Perissodactyla; Rhinocerotidae. Gene Ontology annotation, biological process: positive regulation of transcription by RNA polymerase I.